AUGAUUAAGAAGUUUUCCCAGCUCUAAGUUUUUCAUUUGGCUCUGACUGAAGUUGUCCUCAGCGGGAAUGUGCUAAUUUGGCCUACAGAUGGCAGCCAUUGGUUAAAUAUUAAAAUCCUCCUUGAAGAAUUGAUUCAACGAAAUCACAGUGUGACUGUACUGGCUACAUCAGAAACGUUAUUCAUCAACUCCAGUCCUGAUGACUUUAUGCACUUUGAAGAGAUUCCAGUUUCCUACAAGAAAAGCAAUAUAGAUGAAAUAAUUAAACACAUGAUCGCCCUGUGGCUAGACCACAGGCCAACACCUCUCACCAUGUGGACAUUCUACAAAGAACUAGGAAAGCUCCUCGAGACUUUCUAUCAAGUAAACAUUCAGAUCUGUAAUGGUGUACUAAACAAUCCCACACUAAUGUCAAGACUUCAGAACCGUGGCUUUGAUGUGUUAAUAGCCAACCCAGUAACAAUUUGUGGCGACCUGGUUGCUCUGAAAUUGGGAAUACCGUUUGUGUAUACAUUGCGCUUCUCUCCAGCCUUUACAGUGGAGAGGCACUGUGGGAAAAUCCCAGCACCUAUUUCUUAUGUACCUGCAGCCCUGUCAGAGCUCACUGACCAGAUGUCCUUUGGUGAAAGGGUUAAGAACACCAUAUCUUAUCCUCUGCAGGACUAUAUAUUUCAGUCCUACUGGGGAAGAUGGGAUUCAUACUACAGCAGAGUUCUAGGAAGACCCACCACAUUAUGUGAGACUAUGGGGAAAGCUGAGAUUUGGCUGAUGCGAACAUAUUGGGACUUUGAAUUCCCUCGUCCAUAUUUACCUAAUUUUGAGUUUGUGGGAGGACUGAACUGCAAACCUGCCAAGCCUUUACCUAAGGUAGGUCUCUGGAGGGGAAAAGCAGGAAAAUAG
Messenger RNA from Arvicola amphibius (Eurasian water vole), 900 nucleotides. RefSeq names its product UDP-glucuronosyltransferase 2A2-like. Gene Ontology annotation, molecular function: UDP-glycosyltransferase activity. The record is from RefSeq and is a predicted model, not a curated record. Lineage: Eukaryota; Metazoa; Chordata; Mammalia; Rodentia; Cricetidae. The transcript has 3 exons.